Messenger RNA from Cyphellophora europaea CBS 101466, 1683 nucleotides. RefSeq lists its product as uncharacterized. Gene Ontology annotation, biological process: transmembrane transport. NCBI's taxonomy places the organism in Eukaryota, Fungi, Ascomycota, Eurotiomycetes, Chaetothyriales, Cyphellophoraceae. The transcript has 6 exons. The record is from RefSeq and is a predicted model, not a curated record. The coding region runs from base 1 to 1683 and encodes 560 amino acids. Gene Ontology annotation, molecular function: transmembrane transporter activity.
AUGACGGCAGAACCGAUGGAUCCCGAGCUGCAGCCGAUGUCAAACAAAGCCUCGAAGUUGUCCAGCGUACCGAUAGAAACUCCGCAAGCAAUCAACUACGAAAAGGAGGUUGAAUCCGUCGAUUCAAAGACUCCUGAUAUCCAAGAUUAUCCGCACGGCGUGCGCCUGGCCGCUAUUGCAGUCUCACUCAUGCUCGGCAUGUUCCUGGUCGCACUCGACAACACCAUUCUUAGCACGGCCAUACCCAAAAUUACGGAUGAGUUCCGCGAUCUCAACAAGGUGGCUUGGUAUGGAUCAGCGUAUUUCAUGACAUUCGGCGGGUUUCAAUCCACAUGGGGAAAAUUCUACAAGUACUUCCCUAUCAAGCUCUGGUUUCUCGUCGCCAUAUUUGUUUUCGAGGUGGGCAGUCUCAUCUGUGGAGUAGCACAGGGUCCCACUACACUUAUCGUCGGACGUGCAAUCGCAGGAUUCGGUGGCGCUGGCGUAACCGUCGGUGCAUACACAAUUCUGGCAUUUGCUGCAGCUCCCGAAAUGCGUCCGCGGCUGCUGGGCUUGACGGGAGCCACGUAUGGCAUCGCAGCGGUACUUGGACCCCUAAUUGGAGGCGCGUUCACCGACAAAGUCACGUGGCGCUGGUGUUUCUACAUCAAUCUUCCGAUCGGUGGUGUUGCUGCCGCAAUCGUCCUCUUCUACUUCCAGGUUCCAUCACAUGCAAAACCGGCUCAAGCCACAUGGCAAGAGAAGCUCUUGCAGAUGGAUCUCAUUGGCGCGGCUCUUAUGAUCGGUCUAAUUGUUUCUUACCUUCUCGCGCUACAGUAUGGUGGCCAAACGCAUCCUUGGAGCAGUAGCGUUGUUAUCGGAUUGCUCGUCGGUUUUGUUGCCAUGCUUGUAGCGUUCAUCGCUUGGGAGAUCUUCCAGAAAGAACGCGCUAUGGUCGUUGGCAGAUUGUUCGCUAAGCGCUAUGUAUGCAUUGGCUCCCUCUUCAUGUUCUUCUUCGGCGGUGCAUACUUGGUCAUACUAUAUUACAUCCCGAUAUACUUCCAGAGUAUUUCCAACAGCAGCCCGAUCGGAUCUGGUGUCAAAAUGCUUGCCCUCAUCAUUCCUCUUACGAUCGCAGCUAUCGUGCAAGGCUUUGCACUGUCCAGAGUCGGCAUCGUACCUCUAUUCUGGAUUGGUGGUGGUGCAUUGGGAACGAUCGGAACUGGUUUAUUCUACACCAUGGACACUGAGACGUCAACCGGCAAGUGGAUUGGUUAUCAGAUCAUUGUUGGCUUUACCUGCGGCUUCGUGUUUCAGGUUGCUCUCGCCAACGCACAAGUUCACGCCACCACCGAAGACAUGUCACAGGUCAUGGCCAUCAUCAAUCUCUGCUUGACCCUCGGCGGUUGUUUCUUCGUCUCUGCAGCACAAUCCGCGUUCAACAAUCAAUUGAUCAAGGCUCUCGGUACAACACUACCCGAGAUCGACCCUGCCAUAAUUCUUGGAACUGGCGCGACUCAAAUUCGAGAAGCUUUCACGGCCGCACAAGUUCCCUUUGUGAUCGAUGCGUAUGUGACUGGGCUCAGGGCUGUCUUUGCGAUUACGAUCGCUGCCUUCGGCGUUUCCACGUUGAUUGGCCCUUUCGGUAGCUGGAAGAAACUCCACGGCGAAGACCUGAUGAAAGCGGCCGCUGGAGGUGCCUGA